GAGUCCAUCAGUAAAGAGGCGCUUUCCGCAUGAUGUGGAGGUGUUGUCAAAGCAUCCCAUCAUCACGCUACUGCCAAGUUCUAGCCUCGAGCACCUCCUCGGACAAAAGGUACCAUUUCAACGUCUCUAUCCAAUCACAGAUUUACAUGCUCGCAACACAUGGGUAAACGAGCCUGUGUGUGUGGUCUUCGCUUCUGCGACGUGCAUAUGUGUUGAUGUGCACUAGUGGCGCAUGAACCAUGACGGACAUGUAAAUGUGGAAAACUUUCCCAACCGUUCUGCCGUCGUACGUUGUCAUUCCAUCUUGUAUCUUUGCUGAUUUCAUAUCAUGGCAUCUGCCCAAGUCGACGAGAAGCGCGUCUUGCCACAGCAUGGCCGCCGUGAUCCUGAGUCGGGCGCGAGUUCACUGUCACUGGACAAGGAUGUAGCGAUUGCUCUUGUUGGGGAACAUGCGAGAGACAUCGAUCCAGAGAUGGAGGUUAGAGUGCUGAGGAAGAUAGACAUGUUUCUCAUUCCGGCCAUGGUUGUGGGUGCGUAUUGUCCUUGCUGUCAAGUUGUAGUUAGUGCUGAGGUGAACAGGAUAUGGAUUGGUGUACUAUGACAAGGCGAUCCUGGGUUCCGCAGCUCUGUUCGGCAUGACGAAAGAUUUGCAACUGAGUGUUGUUAAUACGUCAACCACGCCGCCUACGACGAAUACACA
Molecule: messenger RNA, 700 nt
Organism: Dothidotthia symphoricarpi CBS 119687
Lineage: Eukaryota; Fungi; Ascomycota; Dothideomycetes; Pleosporales; Dothidotthiaceae
Exons: 1
Coding region: 329-601 (90 amino acids)
Source: RefSeq, a predicted model, not a curated record